CAAGUUGUAAUAGUGAUCUCAUCACUUUAUAAUAAUAAUGCAGGGAGGACACCAGACCAGGAGAACAACCAGAGGCAGAAAGACAGAAAAGAGGAGGAGCGUAUACACUCAUUGUGUCAUUUGUUAGUCUCAAGAACUGAUUUUAUUGUCCACUAGAGAAUCCCUUCUAGGACUGGACUCACAAGAGAAAAAGAGACACAUCUUACAGAGAGAAGAUUUUCUCACAGCAUAUCUUCAACUGCUCAACCAACAUGUCUCACCCAGGUCAGGAAAAAGAUGAACAAAUGCAGUGUCCUGAGGUGAGCAACGAGGACCUGACUGAAACAAUGAACAGACUGGGUAAGAGUGGACCAGCGAAGAGCAAGACAAUCGAAGUGAUGGAGGAGUGCGAGAAACUUGGUAAAGCUGCUCCCUCUGUGUUCAGUGGUGCAAGGUCAGGAGUGGAGACUGUUUUGAACACACGCUCAACUCAACCAAUCAGGAAGUAGCAUUGGACUUCCUGACCAUGGUUGGACAACACUUGUUCCACUUCAGGGGAUUGAGAUCAGUUGUCCUCCAGUUUGUGUUUGGUCAUGGCAUGCUUUGGCACUUUAAGGUGAUAAGAUCCUUAAACAAAUAAUUUCUAUAUACUGGUGAGCAACUUUUUCAUUUUUAAAACCGAUAAUUUUUUUAUUUAACCAUUAGUGCAGUUUCUGUAACUGCAGCAUUCAUUCUACAUUUCAGGUUGCAGUGUUAUAAUCCUGCCUUCAGUAAUUGAUACAAUUGCAUUGGAGACUAGCAAGACAUUUUAUUUCUUGAUAUAAAAAAAAUCUUUUGUAAGAGUUUCACAACAAA
Molecule: messenger RNA, 834 nt
Organism: Etheostoma spectabile (orangethroat darter)
Lineage: Eukaryota; Metazoa; Chordata; Actinopteri; Perciformes; Percidae
Gene: mustn1a
Product: musculoskeletal, embryonic nuclear protein 1a
Exons: 3
Coding region: 252-488 (78 amino acids)
Biological process (GO): chondrocyte proliferation; chondrocyte differentiation; tissue regeneration
Cellular component (GO): nucleus
Source: RefSeq, a predicted model, not a curated record